This is a messenger RNA of Meloidogyne enterolobii, 278 nucleotides long. The record is from the annotation of a GenBank genome assembly. Lineage: Eukaryota; Metazoa; Nematoda; Chromadorea; Rhabditida; Meloidogynidae.
UUUAUUUUGUAGUUUGUCUUCAAUUGGUUGUUUUUUAGUAGGUGAAGAAUUUGUAUUUAAAGAAGGUUUGGUGGUGUUGUUUUCUUCGGGUAUUUUAAAUGUUUUUUUGGCAACUGGAGGGGGAAUUAUAUUUUGUUUUUUGGGAGGGGAUUUGGGGGGAGAUUUGCUUAGUUUUCUUGUUGUUAGUAUUUGUUUGUCUGUUGAGUUUGUGUUUGCCUUUAAAAUUAAAAAAAUUAAUAUUUAAUAAAUCUAGAAAAAUUGAAAAAAAAGAAAAUUAA